Molecule: messenger RNA, 1152 nt
Organism: Penicillium psychrosexuale
Lineage: Eukaryota; Fungi; Ascomycota; Eurotiomycetes; Eurotiales; Aspergillaceae
Exons: 2
Coding region: 1-1152 (383 amino acids)
Source: RefSeq, a predicted model, not a curated record
AUGCCCAAUCGCAACUCCAAACCAAAAACCAACCCCCUCAUAUCCCCCGCAACACCAAUAGCUCUCCAACCCUACCACCUCCUCUCCCCGCCCGCAGACCUCCUAGCAAACACCGCAACAAUCCUAACAAUAACCCCGACUCAAGACACCAGUCCCCCCUCCACAGCCCACCCCAAAGCCCCCGCCUCCGCCUCCGCCUUCACCAUCCACCGCAUCCGCGCCCACGAAACCCCAGACAGCCCCAACCGCGCCGUCCUCCUCUACACCGUGUACGACAAACCAUGGCCAAACAUGACGCGCACAGUCUGCGACGCCGAGGACGUGCCGGUGCUCGUCUUGCGACGGGCGUGGCUGCCGAUCCGGAAAUGGGUGGCCCGACUCCCUGAUCAGCAGGCGGAAUUAAUGGUUGCUUCGACGCCAUGGGUGACGGAUGGGCCCGGGUCGAGGAUUGGGGUUGGUGGGGGGUUUAGGCUUGAUGUGCGGUUUGUGAAUGCGCUUGCGUCGGUGGUUAGGGAGAGGCGUGAAGGGAGUGGGGGUGGAUUGGCGGUGUCGGAUGACGAGCCACCGCCUUAUAGUGCUGUUUCUUAUAGCGCUGUUUCUGGGGUUGGGGGUGAAGAAGGGGGUGGGGAUGCGGGGAAUGAGAAAGAUAUACAUCCACAUCCACAUUCACGUCAAGAUCCCGUUCAGGCUCCUGUAGCACCAACACUCCUUCCCUCCUACGCCUCCGUUCGCCGGGACUCGCCUAAUUCCCUGCGCGAUCUGCUCGAUGCAAUUGAGCCGCCGCAGGAGCCGGCGCCGGCUUCCCCGUUUCUUUCGUCUGCGUCUACAUCUGCGUCGCGGAAUGCGAAUGCCAGUCCCGGCAGCAGUAGCGGCAGCAGCAGAACCAGUCCCCGUCCUGAAGCUAAUGCUUCGCCCGGCGCAAAAGUCGAGCUGAAAGUGAAGCAGCUGGCUGGGUCGGGUACGGGUGUCAUGAUGGGUAACCAGAAGAUCAUGCAUAUCUCGCGACACAAUACGAUGGACUACAGUAGAUCCAAAGUGAAGUUGAGGCCGAGGUGGGAGGUUGAGGUAUCCGAGGGAGUUGAUUUGUUAUUGGCAGUGAAUAUCGUGCUGAUUAUGGCUGAGACUGUGUCGUCUCAGAACAGAUGGAAGUAA